Messenger RNA from Acanthosepion pharaonis, 492 nucleotides. NCBI's taxonomy places the organism in Eukaryota, Metazoa, Mollusca, Cephalopoda, Sepiida, Sepiidae. The record is from the annotation of a GenBank genome assembly.
AUGUCUAUUUAUCUAUCUCAGUCAGUUUGUAUCUAUCUAUCUAUCUAUCUAUAUAUAUAUAUAUAUAUGUUCAUAUCUAUCUUUUUAUGUCUCAGUCUUUAUCUAUCUCAGACUGUUAAUGUCUAUGUCAGUCUAUUCAUAUCUAUCUAUCGCAGUCUGUUCAUAUCUAUCUGUGUAUUUAUCUCUCUAUGUAUCUAUCUCAAUCUGUUAAUAUCUAUCUAUCUAUCUAUCUAUCUGUUUAUGUCUAAGUCUUUAUCUAUCUAUCUAUCUUUCUAUCUAUCUCGUUCUGUUCAUAUCUAUCUAUCUAUCUAUCUUUCUACCUAUUCCAGUCUAUUCAUAUCUAUCUAUGUCAGUCUUUGUUCUCCAUUGGUCAACGUCACAUCUUGCUAUCGUUACUUCUGUUCAAUAUCCCAAAUCCUCAUAAAUAUGGUACUUUUAUCAUCUGUUUCGUUUUGUUGCUUCUAUUUAUUUCCAUGUUUCUUUUCUUCAUGA